AAAAAAAAAAAAAAAAAAAACAGAAACAGAAAAAAAAAGCUAGAGUGGCUAAAUUAAUAUCUAACAAAGUAGAAAAAGAUAUUAGUAGAGAUAGAGGGUAAUUCCAUAAUGAGAAAGGGGUCAAUUCAUCAACAGGAUGUAACAUUCCUAAAUGUGUAUGCUCCUUACAAAACAGCUUCAAAAAUCAAAAAGCAAAAUCUGAUAGAAUUGCAGGAGAAAUAGGCAAAUUCAUAAAUAUAGUUGGAAAUGUCAACACCCCUCUCUCAUAGAAAAUCAGUAAGGAUAUAGAAGAUUUGAAUAAUAUUGACCAACAUGAUGUUUAUUGAACACUGUACCCCAGGACAAGAGAAUACACAUUUCUUUCAAGUGCAAAUGAAACAUUUACUGAUAUAGAUCAUAUCCUUCACCAUAAAACAAGUCUCAAUACAUUUAAAAAGGAUUCAAGUCAUAUAAAGUCUAUAUCUGGACCAUAUAAAAUUAAAUUAUAAACCAAUAACAAAAAGAUAUAUGAACAUCCUCAUAGAUUAGGGAAAAAAUACAAUUUUAAAUAAUUCAAUGGUCAAAGAAGAAAUCAAAAGGGAAAAUAGAAUCUUGAAUAGAAUGGAGAAUAUAUCAAAAUUUGUGAGAUGCCAUAGAAGGAAAUUUAUAGCUCUAAGUGCUAUAUAUACAUAAAAGAACGUCAUCUGAUUUAUUGCCUUGAUGGUGAUGAGUUUCACGAGUCAAAAUGUAUCAAGUUAUAUACUUUAUGAAAUGUAUUAUAUGUCAGUUAUAUCACAAUGAUAAUAUGAAGACAGUCCUCUUCCCCUAAAAAAUUUUUUUAAAGUUAGAAUCAAACUUACCUGCCACUCACUUGUUGGGAAAUAUUAGGAUAACUAUACCACAUGUCUAGAACUUUAGUGACAAUACGGUUUUCUUUUACAAACUUUAGGUUAUAGAAUAGAAUUAACAUAGUUCCAGAAAAAAGCUGAGAUCCUGAGUCCUGUAUAAUGGGAAAAGGGACUACUUAGGGUUCCAGGCAGUUUCCACCAAAAUCUGAGUUUUCUUUCCCUUGAAAUUUGAUGGUAGAUGAUUGCAUACAGCUAGACAUAUAAAAAAUCUUUACAGUUAGGUUUAGCCAUAUGGCUAUUCUCAUCAACAGAAAAUGAGCAGAUAUUACGAAUCUCAUCUAUGAACUAAGGAUUUAAAAAGCAAGUUUUCUCCGCUAAGUUUUUUCUUUACCUUUCUGCCAGCUUGAUGCUGUUACUACUAUUCUGGGGUACAGCAAGUGCCACAAGAUGAAAGCAAGCUUGGCGCACGAAUCCCACAUGGAACAUUGCCACUCACCACCAGUUACAUAUACUCAUGACCAAUUGUUUUACAUUAACAAGAAAUACAUUUCUUUAGUAUUUGAUCCAUUAUGUAUUUUGGUUCUUUUUUUUAAAGUAGUUUAGCCUACUCUAUCACACCAAAAAUUUCAAGAACAGAAGGCCUCUGUCAAGCCCCCAUAAUCCCUCAGGAAAAGGUCAGAGCUCUGAACUUACCCUAAUAAUUGUCCCCAAGUCUCACAUUGAGCAACCUUCCCCAGGUCUUACCUAUAGAAUUCCAGCAAGUACUUGUAAAUAUCACAAUAAAGAUGUUAAGAAAGUUCCUCUCCCUUCCAAAAUCUUUUUAAGUUAGCAUCAAACUGAAAUGCCCACCCUAGCAAGCACUCACAUUUGGGGAAAUAUCGGGAUAACUAUACCACAUCCCUAGAACUCUGGUGACAAAAAAACAUUUUACUUAUAAAGUAAAUUCACUUAGAAAGUAAAUUUACUUGUAAAGUGAGUUUACAGUAGAAGACAGCUGGGCUAAUUUUUUGCCUAGAACUUACUGUAUGGGAAAAUAAGUGGGAAGGGGAUAAGUACUCCAGCAGAUCUUUCUCUUUCCUGAACUUCCACCAGCCCCAUGGGCCCCAGUCAGCUGGCUCUGUCUCCUUUUAUAUCUUUUCCAGUUGAAAUGCAGAGCAGGAUGAGUUGAAAUGCAGAGCAUCCAGUCUCUGGGCUUCCACAGACGUAAUCUCCUAAUUAUUAUAAAACCGUGCCUUAGAACAAACCAGUACUGAGCUUUUACUAUUACCCGCACUACUUUAUCUCACCACAGACACCCAAGCUGAGCCUUGCUAACAAAUCAGUAUUUCCUCAAACCACGAAGGAGCUUCAAGCACCCAACAGACUGAGGACUAACGGCAGGGGCCAGAGCCGGCAGAAUCAUUCUCUGGCCAUGAGCCCUUCCUAUGAUCUUCCAAAUUUCUACACUUCUAGAUAUGUUGAGAUCUUCUUUUCUCUGGCAUUACCUUCUAUAAAAAUGCCUCAGGGCAGCAGGUUCUUGUAGAGAUAAACAUAUGUGCCUUGAAACCUCCUCUGUAUCCUGAGUCCACAGGCUUUUACACUAGGGCUCACUUAGGGACAGAAAUUUCAUUAUAGGAUCUGCUCCAGAGUUGUCCAAUAGAAAUACAAUUUUAAGGUUUCUAGUAUCACAUUAAAAAAGUAAAAUGGAACAGGUACAAUGAAUAACAUAUUUUAUUUAAUCCAAUAGAGCCAACAUAUUAUCAUUGCAAUACGCAAAGGAAAAGUUAUUAGUGAGAUAUUUUACAUUAUUUUUUGAAGUAAGUAUUUGAAAUCUGGUAUACAUUUUAUACUUUGAGCACAUCUCAAUUCAGACUAGUCAUGUGUGAAGUCCUCAAUAGACAUUGGUGGCUCCUGGAUACCACAUGGGACAGCCAGUGCCAUUCUUCUCCUUGAUACUUGUUUCUACCCUCACAUGUACCUCAUAAUUUCUUUUAUAGCUGGUUCAAAAAACAUAUUGCACCUCUCUACCAAAGUCACAGCAGCUCACUCACCAGCUGUUUGUUCCUGUGCUAAGGAAAAGAGAGUGUGGAAAAGCUGGAAGAAAUCAUCCUCUUCCUGUUUUGUCAACACAUUCUUUCUUCUUUCCCUUUGGCCUGAUCCCCAAGAUUUGGGCUUUGAAGAAAAAUUAGCUUCCAGCAAUGUGAACUGCAGCCAGAUCCAGCCAGUGCAUGAGGUCAGUGAGUAUGCACACACCAUUGAAGAUAAAGACAAUGAGGUUCUGGAAAUGAGUCACAUGCCGGAGUCCUGGAAUCCCAGUGCCCUUGCUUCUCCCUAUAAGAACCCAGCCUUCAACCUGCUGCGCCUGGAACUGGAGGGAGCACAGAAGUUGGUGACUCAACUUACAGCCAUUGGAGGCAUUAUUGUGGUAGCAGACCUUCUCCACUGACUCCAGAGCCAGGUGACUAACGCCAGUCUCACACUCAAGCUUUUGGCUGACUCUGACCAGAGCAGCUUUGGUGCUCUCCAGCAGGAGGUGGAUGUCCUUGAGAGUCAACUAAGUGAAUGUGAGAGACAAAAGGAGAAAGAACAGGCCUCCAGACACCUGGACCACCCCUCCCCCCGGGUGAGUGAACAGACUGAAUUUCUCAAGGUCUUAUCUCUUCAGAGACCAGGUUGGGAGUGCAUGUUGGCUAUGGUAAACUGAGGGGAGGGAAGAACAAUUUUUUUUGUUGUUGUUGUUUGAGACGGAAUCUCGCUCUGUUGCCCAGGCUGGAAUGCAG
Molecule: messenger RNA, 3586 nt
Organism: Cercocebus atys (sooty mangabey)
Lineage: Eukaryota; Metazoa; Chordata; Mammalia; Primates; Cercopithecidae
Product: olfactomedin-4
Exons: 5
Coding region: 2779-3252 (157 amino acids)
Biological process (GO): signal transduction
Source: RefSeq, a predicted model, not a curated record